AACAUGAAUAAACAACAGUUAAAUUUAAUAUAACUGGCAGGCUAUAACUUUGUUUUCAUGCGUGGUCAUUUGCAAAAAUUAUUGUUAGAAAAUAGCAGAACAAGCCCGUCUGCAAGUCUCGUGCGCUGCUGUGGUUCACUCGGGGCUUGUUUGUUUUCAUGCCUAGAUAAAAGCAAAACUAAUUAAUGCGAAGUUUUAUACCUUAAUAGCGAGGGUUUCAUAAUUUUAAACCCGUCAAGUGCAUCAUUGUCACCAUUCCAGUUUCGUUCGUCGCGUACUCUGUUUACUGGCCGCUGGCUGAAAGUCUCUGUGCUGUCUAUGAGCAGAAACACCGCGAAAAUAUGAACGUGCACAGUGCAGUUCAUUAAUUUACCUUCAAACGCCUACAUCAGAACCUUAGACUACUUAAAAGCGAAAAUAGGCGUCUUUUUUUGAUAACAUGGACCGCCAGAAACAUUGUUCACUAAAAGUGUAUCAGUCUACUUCUCUGAUAAUAGCAUUUAAAAUACAUUCAUGAUGAGUUAUUCAGAGAAGACUGAGGAUAUUACAAAGGAGGAAUGGAUGGAUAAACUGAAUAAUGUGCACAUUCAGAGGGCAGAUAUGAACAGGCUCAUCAUGAACUAUCUAGUAACAGAGGGAUUUAAAGAGGCUGCAGAGAAGUUUCGUAUGGAAUCUGGGAUUGAGCCAAAUGUGGAUUUAGACUCUCUGGAUGAGAGGAUAAAGAUCAGGGAAAUGGUUUUGAAAGGUCAGAUCCAGGAAGCCAUUGCUCUCAUUAACAGCCUCCACCCUGAUCUCCUCGACACCAAUCGAUACCUCUACUUUCACCUUCAGCAGCAGCAUCUGAUUGAGCUCAUCCGUCUGCGGGAGACUGAGGCGGCCCUAGAGUUUGCGCAGUCACAGCUCGCCGAACAGGGAGAGGAGAGCAGAGAAUGCCUUACUGAGAUGGAGCGAACCCUGGCACUGCUCGCAUUCGACAACCCUGAAGAAUCGCCGUUUGGAGACCUGCUUAACAUGAUGCAGAGGCAGAAGGUGUGGAGCGAGGUGAACCAGGCUGUUCUAGACUAUGAGAACAGAGAAUCUACUCCAAAAUUAGCAAAGCUGCUGAAGCUUUUACUGUGGGCUCAGAAUGAACUGGACCAGAAAAAAGUGAAAUACUCCAGAAUGACAGACAUCAGCAAGGGCACCAUUGAGGACCCGAAGUAGAGACUGUAAUCCACAUGGACACAUUUGAAUUUAUUGUCUUAUUUAUGAACAGUCAGUGACUGGAUAGCAAAUAUAAAUCUAUAUCUAAUGUUGUUUUUUUCUUGAUGCCACUAUAAAAAGUAACUUAAGCAACAGUAUAUGAUUUUAUUUCAAACAAAAUUAUACUGACUGAAAACUGUAAACCUAAAUUUUUAUUGUAAUCUACCAUUUACUAUGCUGGUAGCCUAUUUUCUGAAGAACAUGAAAUAUUCCUAUGGUACUGUUUUUGCUCAUUUUCAGUCUGUCGUAUCAUAUGGGUUUUGUAAUUUUUGUUUUAUUUUGUAUUUUAUUUCAUCCUCUUCACUGGUUUCACAUACAGUACUAUGUCCUCGUGCUUAUAUUAGGCUGUUUCUGAGGGAAAUAUUAGCUCCUGGAUAGAAAGAAAAAAAACUGACAUAAUAACUUAUUUAUCUUUAUAAUGGAUCAAACAACUUUAUUUUUUAUUUAUGAGAAGCUACAGAUGCUGAUAAUGUGAGUAAACCGUGUUGAGUUUUAGACCUUCGUUAUAUAAGCUAUUUUAAAUUCAAAAUUAUGCCUUAUGUUUAUGAUUUUUUUGUCUUUCCUUUUUGUUCAAAAUUUGUACUGCUUGUUUGGGAUAAAGUUGAUUUCACAGUA
This is a messenger RNA of Cyprinus carpio (common carp), 1857 nucleotides long. It is a transcript of the gene gid8a, whose product is annotated as glucose-induced degradation protein 8-A homolog. Gene Ontology annotation, molecular function: protein binding. The record is from RefSeq and is a predicted model, not a curated record. Gene Ontology annotation, cellular component: cytoplasm; nucleus. Gene Ontology annotation, biological process: proteasome-mediated ubiquitin-dependent protein catabolic process; positive regulation of canonical Wnt signaling pathway. NCBI's taxonomy places the organism in Eukaryota, Metazoa, Chordata, Actinopteri, Cypriniformes, Cyprinidae.